This is a messenger RNA of Oncorhynchus gorbuscha (pink salmon), 6341 nucleotides long. Its product is annotated as SH3 and PX domain-containing protein 2B-like. The record is from RefSeq and is a predicted model, not a curated record. Lineage: Eukaryota; Metazoa; Chordata; Actinopteri; Salmoniformes; Salmonidae. The coding region runs from base 423 to 2912 and encodes 829 amino acids. Gene Ontology annotation, biological process: superoxide anion generation. Gene Ontology annotation, cellular component: cytoplasm. The transcript is spliced from 15 exons. Gene Ontology annotation, molecular function: superoxide-generating NADPH oxidase activator activity; protein binding; phosphatidylinositol binding.
CGAAUUGCUGGCCGCAAUCACACACUAUUGGAUCAAGCAGAAAUCGCUCAGUUCUGCCUCCAGGACAAGACUCAUCCCAAUAAUCGUCAACCUGAUUUAAAGUGUCGCAGGCAGGGCUGGUCUGUGGUGGAGGCUUUCCAGUUAUCAAAUUAGAGUCGGUGAGCUGGGAUAGGCUGGGAGUUUGGUUCAGAGAAGUUCGGACAUAGCCUACUGCGGGACGGGGCAAGAAGAGUAGCGACUGAAUGUGGGACAGGAAAUCUGACGUGGACCAUCUACGAGAAAUAAUCGCAUUUGUUGCAUCCAGCAAUCAAGGAUCUCACCCGCGUGAAUGACAAAGGUUGGGUGGGUAAACUUUGUCAUUCGGGUCUGAUCGUUCUAAAACCGGGCUGUUGUUUUUAGUGGAAGCGCUGAAAGAGAACAUCAUGCCAAGGCGGACCGUGCACGAAGUAACAGUUCAAGAUGUUCAGAAGAGGAGAAAUCCGAACAAACACUAUGUUUACAUCAUCAAAGUGUCCUGGUCUGAUGGCAGCACUGAGGUCAUCUUCAGGCGCUACAGCAAGUUCUUCGACCUGCAGAUGGAGCUUCUGGAUAAGUUCCCUGUGGAAGGAGGGCAGAAAGACCCCAAGCGCAGAAUCAUCCCUUUUCUACCAGGGAAGAUCCUAUUCAGGAGAAGCCAUAUCAGGGAUGUGGCCAUGAAGCGCCUGAGGCCUAUCAACGAGUACUGCAGGGCUCUGAUUCAGCUGCCCGUGUACGUAUCCCAGUGUGAGGAGGUUCGUGUAUUCUUCGAGACUCGUCCUGAAGACCUCAACCCGCCUAAAGAGGAACCCAUUGGAAAGAAGAAGCCAGGGAUUGUGGAGAGAGCGACUACUUUCCUAAAGAGAGGAGACUCCACCUCAGCUGACCCUCUGCUCCUAGACCAGUAUGUGGCCGUCACUGACUAUGAGAAACAGGAGAGCUCUGAGAUCAGCCUGCACGUGGGACAGACGGUGGAGGUCAUCGAGAAGAAUGAGUCUGGUUGGUGGUUUGUUAGUUCAGACGAGGCCCAAGGCUGGGUCCCUGCCACCUGCCUGGAGGCCCAGGAUGACCCUGACGACUUCUCCCUUCCCGGCGAGGAAGUGUCCCGGAGAUACUGGUCACUGCCGAGCCUUGUGGGCCGCCGGCGAACGUUAGGGGAUCUGUUCAGCACAGGCUUUGGGCAAGAGGAGAAGUACACAGUGAUCUACCCAUAUGCAGCGCGAGACCAAGAUGAGAUCGACCUAGAAAGUGGCAUGACGGUGGAGGUCAUGCAGAAGAACCUUGAGGGCUGGUGGAAGAUCAGGUACCAGGGACAGGAGGGCUGGGCCCCGGCGUCCUACUUGAAGAAGGCCGACAUCCUGAGCCAGAAGCUGGUGGCAGGGGCAGCGGGCCACUCCAGCACUAACGACCUGGACGGAUUCUCUAAGCAGCAGAGUCAACAGAACCAAGCCAAGGAGAACCGAGGAGACAACAAGGAUCAGAAAGACAAGGGCUUCUCCCCCUUUGCCAAGCAGCACAAACAAGGGGCUAGACAGAGACCUCCUCCACGCAGGGAUCUCACCAUCCCGAGGGGGCAGAACCUGCCCAAGCCACCCACCCCUCCCCAGGUGGAGGAGGAAUUCUAUACCAUUGCAGACUUCCAGACCACCAUCCCCGAUGGCAUCAGCUUCCAGGCUGGGGUCAAAGUGGAGGUGAUAGAGAAGAACUCCAGCGGCUGGUGGUACAUUCAGAUUGAAGAGAAAGAGGGCUGGGCCCCUAUCACCUUCAUCGACAAAUACAAGAAGACCAGCUUGACCCCGCGCCCCAACUUUCUUGUACCUCUGCCCAACGACUUGGUCCAGCUGAAGCUGGAGGAUGGCACUGCUGGCGGUGCGGGGCAAGAGGACAGCUGGUCCAAACCGCUGCCAGACGAACCCACGGCGGGGAGCGAGUCUGUAGCCCGGCCCAAACUCAGGGACUGGAAGUCCAGCGCCAGUAAGGCGGCGUCUGCUUUUUCCGGUCCCCUGCCCCCAGCCCCGUCUGCCCCACUGACUGAGGAGAAGCCAGCCCUGCCACCCCGCAGGGAGUCCAUCAACAAGAGCACGGACAUUGAGAUUACUGUGGAGAAACCCAGGCCAGACCUAUCCAAACCCUUGCCUUUGAAAACCCCUGCCCCGGGGGUCAUCAUGCCCCUGCUCACCCCCAAAGCUGCCCCCUUCAAGCCAGACAAGCCCCCUGAGCCCAAAAGAGAGGUCACGAACAAACCUCUGCAUUUGAAGAAUGAGAUGGGUUUGGAGUGUGGCCACAAGGUCUCCGCCAAGGAGGUGAAGAAGUUCAACCUGAAACCUGUGGCUAAGCAACCACCCAAGCCCAUUCCUGAUGCACCGGAGGAGAAACCAGAGACCAUCGGCCCUGCACUGUUCAUGAAGCCUAAACCCAUAGUCCGGCCCAAACCCGUCCCAGCUGCCAAGCCAGAACCGCCAGCUGAGAACAAGCUGGAUAUCACCAACCUGAGGAGCAAGCUGAAGCCUUCAAAGCCAGCUGAACCAGGCUCUGGAUCAGCAGAGCCAAGCCAGCAAAACGGCGCUGCUCCAAACAACGGCCCUAGCAACGCUCUCCCCAAGAUGCCGCCGCCCAACCUCCCCCCUAAUAAUGCUUUACCCAAGAUGCCUCCUGGUAAUGUACCCCCCAAGAUGCCCCCUCCUAAUAAUGUUCUCCAAAACAUGCCGCGUACCAACAGCCCCCCUCUCAAUGCACUCCCCAAGAUGCCCCCGCCCCCAAUGCUCUCAAUGGCAAGGCCAGCGACGAGCCCAAGUUCCCCCCAAGCAGCAAAACGGCCACGGACAAGUGAGCCAGGAUGUCCCCAAACCCGCCGUUCCCCCCAAAGAACCUCCAGGGAGGCCAGCCGUCCUCCCUAGGCGACCCCCUCCACCCAAAAAGACCUUAGAGCCAUCCAGCCCCACAGACACCAAAGCUCCCCUGAAAGAGCUCCCAGACACCAAGCCUGCUCCCCCCCAGCUCAGCAGACCACCUCCCCCUAAACCCAAGGCCUUCAUGCUGCCCCCGCCUAAAGACAAGGACAAGGGGGAGCCCAAGGCGAAAGUGCCUGUGGCCCCAAAGCCCCUGGUUAAGAUUGAGAAACCAGGCCCUCCGAGGACAAGCUGCCUCCUCUGAUCAAGGAUCCCAGUAAAGAGGAGCUGUUCUUGGCCGUGGCGGACUUUGAGGGCGACGAUCAGAUGGGUGGCUUCAAGGAGGGCACCGUGUUCGAGGUGAUGGAGCGGAACAGCAGCGGCUGGUGGUUUUGUAAAAAUCUAGGAGAAGGGCCAAUGAAAGAGGGCUGGAUCCCCUCCAAUUACCUGACCAAGAAACCCUAGGUAACAGGUUCUGUUGGCCUUUUUAAUAAAAAUAUUACUAAUUGUAUUUAAUUAGCUUUUUAUUUAUAGGUACCUUUUUGAUUGAGAUUUGUUACUUUGUUAAAUUCCAUUUGUUGUGCAAGAAUGAACCAGCAAUGUUUGUCUUUUUGCAUAUUGUUUAGUUAUUCUUUUGUACUUUUUAUCCUCGUUACAAAUUACUAAGCAUAAAAUCCGUAACAAGCAAAUGUUACUCAACAAGCCUAUAAUGCAAUUUUAUGAUACAGUAAUGUUAACACAAGCUUUGUAAUAGAACAGGUGAAUGUCUUUCCAAGCCUUCUAUAAUAUUGUGCCUCAGUAUAGUGCUUUAAGCUUAAAUAUAUGCAAUUUAGCUUGUUAGUUUCUCAGUAUAUCAAAAGAUGCUUAAGUCUAAUGAGUGGAGUCGUAACUGACAGUGCAAUGCAUUUGGAAAAUAAAUCAGACCAUACAGAGGAACCAGGGUCCGUAUCCACAAAGCAUCUCAGACUAGGAGUGCUGAUUUAAGAUCGGUUUUGCCUUUUAGAUCAUAAUGAAUAAGAUUACAUGGAUAGGGGGUACCUGAUUCUAGAUCAACACUCCUACUCUGAGAAUCUUUGUGAAUACUGGCUGAGAUAAUCACAAGACAAACAGCCAAAACCAGCCGGCCAUGGAUACUCAAGAUUCCUCAAAGAACACCCCCUCCUCCACUAAGGCUGCAAUGAAGAGUUCGAGAGAACAUUUUGGCUUUCAAGUACUAAAAUAUUAACACUUCAAGCAACGUUUUUGACGAGUGCUAAUACUAAACAUUUAUACAGAUCUUUUCAGGUUUGUGAACACGUUUCUGUCUUUCGGUAACUGAGUAAUACUGAUGCGGCUGAUUUGUAACAGAUGUGCACUUUCCAGAUUAUUCAGCCGUUCAGACAGUUCAGGUUUGCAAUCUGGAUGACCGAACCUGUCUUUCAACUCACUCUUGAACGUUGUAAUAGAAUGCACAAAGUGCAAUUUUAAAAUUAGGCAGUGCAUCAGUUUUCCUUGUCAGUCAUUGCAUACCUUAGAGGUAUUUAUAAUUUCUCAGAAAUGUCCAGUGAAAAGCUUGGGAACCCCUGGCUUAAUAGACCGAUGGAGAGGAAGUAUAGAAUGUACAAUUGAAAGCAAGACUUUGGGAGCUGCAUUGUAUACCAGGGUUGGAGUCCAACUCAGUUCAGGAAGGACUGAAUUGAAAUGAAAAUGGACCCUUUCCCUGGUGUUCACAGUACAAUAGGUGGAAACCACCCUAUUGAUUUCAUAAACUGUAGGUCUACCAUUAUCAAUACAACCCCUAAAUAUGAGACUUGACCUGCGAUUGAUGCAAUAAUAAUAAUAAAUAUAAACAGUGUUACUGGAUCACAAAAAAAGGUGCUCAAAUAUAAAAGUGUGAUAAUUAUUUUAAAAAACAUUUACAUUGUGCUUGAAACCAGUCAAACACUAGACUUAGCAAAAGUUAAUUUUAUCGUACUUCCAGAAUGAAGUAAUGUCAGCUGUCGUUUACUUUUCACCCUUUGCCAGGUCUGGUUUGCCAUAGUUGGAACUUAAUCGUGCAUUGUUCCUACAGCCGAAGUAGUAACAUGUGUUUCCCAAAACACCACGCAGAGAGAUCAUUCAGCAAGUGCGUCGUUGGAACAUGUCCACACUAUUAGGUUCGAAAGAAAGAUAGCGGAUCCUAGAGAAGCGCUUUCUCCAUUUGACCUUUAAAAUAAUUGUCACAGUACUGGACUACAGAUCAGCUCCUAGAGAGAUAUGGCCUAUGGCUGCAAUUAUCGAGGUGGCCUAUUAUAAUGGUUACCCGUUAAUGCAUUACACCACAGAUUUGGCACAUCAUUGCAUUAAAUGUUCCUACACAUUACAUCGAGGGAAAUAGCAGACAGUAGCCUACAAUUAGAUAAAUAGAACAUGAUAUUGAUUUAAUCAUGAUCGAAAUUCAUAAGCAAAUGUAGUGUGUACUCAUUUAUAGUCAUCUUGGUUUUCAUUUGAAGCAUAUUUUGUUACAAUUGCAAAGACAUUGCCCACUUUUUAGCCUAUUUAAAGUUAUAGAGAUGGAUAGAAAUCGAUGGAUUGUGUGUUUAACGGAGGUCUUCUGUGUAUAAAGCGAAAAGUGGAAGGACAAAACAAAGCAUGUAACGAUGCACUUGGCUUUUCAAGUGGUGUGAGGCAGUCGGUAAAUAGGCCUAACAAGCCUUAGUGUGACUAGUAACAAUGGCUACUACGAAGGAUCUCACAAACUUAGCCUUAAGAUACUUCUGGGAAACUGGGCCAUGGUCAUGGAGAAAGAGGGUUGGUCUCCUAGGAGACACACUGACAAGGCUGGGAGUGCCUGUAGCUCAGGUUAAUUGGAGAAUCUCAGAAUAUGGUUGAUCGGAUUCUGCUCCUAGUUGCUUGGAUACUAUGUUUUUCCCAUCCCCCUCGUGUUAAAGUACUAGGUCCAAUGCUGUGUGUCAGGUCCCUAACCAGCAUUAAAAUCAUAAGGAACUUGGAGUUUUCCGGUCUUUGGCAGUGUGCAUAGUACACAAGUAAUGAUAUUCAUGUCAGAUUUGUAAUGAUCAACACUAGUGUCAACUCAUUGAGUGAGACCUGACAGUUAGUGGAAUGUGAGUGAAACCUAGAUUGGGUUAGGUUAUGGGUUGGAAAGACAUGCAUUCAACAGUUUGGUUACUGAAGCAUAAGGAGAGGCACACAGGGAUGUGAACGCUACAAUAAAACAGUAUGGAUUGUCUUAUUGCUUUAAGUAAUGCUUUACCCUAAACUGGUCAAUUUAAUUUGAAAAUUAAUUCAUAAAAAUAAACUGCUCAUUCUUUAUUGUUUGAGAUAUGCAGCAUAAACACCUUUCCCGCUGACAUAUUGCGCAUAUCCCAUCUUAGUCCUGUAAUGUAUUCCUAAUACUUGUGUAUUUCCCCUCAUGGUUCUCUUUCAUAUUAAGUCAAUAAACUUUUUUUUUUAAAGUUA